AAAAUCUCAAUGUUUAUUCUCUGCAGCGGGCGGAAAAGCCAUGUGCAGACGACUUUCAUUCUUAUCAGUAUAUUGCACUGUUCUAAAAUACACAAUCUUGUGGUUUUCCUACAACGCUAAUUUUGACGUAAUUCCAACUUUUGAGGGAUAAAACCAACUUCCUUUUGGAGAAUUCUAAAUAUAUUUUGAAUUUUAAAUAAGGUUAAAACACGUAAUUCCAAAAAUUUAUUACGAUUAAUAAUUUAUUUUUAGAACGAAUUUCUACUUGAAGUAUGAUAUUUAAAGGAAGUGGUUGUCAUUUUGUGGUCAUGGCUCCGUUUAACAGCUAUAAAUGCUAACACUCUCAGUUUACAUUUUCCUUGUGAGCAGCACUUACAUUAAAAUAGAGAAAUUUCAAGUUUACUGCUGCUUCCAUUUUUUCCUCACGAAGGUAUUUCUAUUUCUAUAUCAGAGAGUAUUCCAUGUGCAAGGAAAAUGUCGGUAUUGCGGCUACUUUGGCUCGUCUGUUUUUGCUCGGUGGUUGCACUUGCAAGACCCCCAAUUUUCGACCACUACUAUAGAAAGUUGUCUCAAAACCAAGGCCACAUCAACAAUCAAGAAGCGAAAUAUCGAGAGAUGGAUUCUGCCAUUAAACAAUUGCAGUACAAGUAUGAUUUCUUGUUGACCGUGAUUAGGAAGCUCUCACAAGAACAGGAGGUGUUAAAUAGAGAGUUGGAAGAACAGCGCCAGUCAAAACGAUGGGUUGAAGCAACGCUGGCAAACGGAAAAAGCUACAGAUUUUCCCUCGAAAAAAAAACGUGGCAAGAGGCAAAGGAAAGCUGCGAGAAGAACGGUAUGCGCUUGGCAAGCCCGAAAACUCAGAGAGAAGUCACUAUCCUGCACCAAAAACUGAAGGAAUUGGAGCCAGAAUCUGGAUUUUGGCUCUCGGCAUCGGACGUGGGACUGACGAAUACCGAUUUUCAGUGGCUGGACGGCGAAAAGUUGCCCCUCGACAGUUCUUUGUGGGAGAAGGAGAGGCUGAACGCCCCUCUUAAUUACGGCAAGACCGCAAAAUCCUGCGUUUUUAUCAGGAAAAUACUAGACGAUAAACUGUAUGAAGAAAAAUGCUCCGACUACACCAAUUUCAUUUGUGAAUAACUUAAUUAUGCACAUCUUAAUUCACAAUUCUUAUUUAAAAAAAAUUCUGAUUUUAAUUUGUUUAUUUUCUUGGAUUUUUUACAUUUCAUUGCACCUCUUUUAAAAUGAAAUAUAUGAUAUGAAUAAAGCAUUUGAUUAAAA
This is a messenger RNA of Cloeon dipterum, 1278 nucleotides long. Its product is annotated as snaclec botrocetin subunit beta-like. Gene Ontology annotation, biological process: biological process involved in interspecies interaction between organisms. Gene Ontology annotation, cellular component: external side of plasma membrane. Gene Ontology annotation, molecular function: carbohydrate binding. Lineage: Eukaryota; Metazoa; Arthropoda; Insecta; Ephemeroptera; Baetidae. The transcript is spliced from 9 exons. Bases 475 to 1137 code for a protein of 220 amino acids. The record is from RefSeq and is a predicted model, not a curated record.